AUGGAAUCCUCCGGGUCGGCUUCCCACCAAUUAGAACCUCGGACAUUGAUGAUGACCAGCAAAUCGAGGAAAGCCCGGGAAUCUACUUCACUUCCUAAUCUCCAAGACCAUCAUCAUCGUCGUCGUCGUCGUCGUGGGCCGUCGAUCGGAUGGACCCUCUCGCUCGCCCUCAUGGCUGCCCUCUCGCUUGCAUCCUGCUUCGGCCUCUCGAACGCUUCAAUGUCCACUCAACGCAAACUUGAACUCCGGGAUUUGGUGAAGAAAACUUGGUAUCAUGGCUUCGAUAAUUACAUCAAACAUGCUUAUCCAGAUGACGAACUACGGCCGUUGUCUUGUAAAGGAAUUGGUCACGACCACGAACACCCGAACAGCCACGAGACGAACGACGUACUGGGUGAUUUUUCGAUGACGUUGAUUGAUGUAUUGGACACAUUUGUAGCGCUUAGGGAUGUGGGUCGAUUCCGAGACUCGGUGCGACGGAUCGUGACAGACAUCCCAAGCUUCGACAUCGACUCGAAGGUCCAAGUGUUCGAGACGACGAUCCGAGUGUUGGGCGGACUAUUGAGCGGCCAUCUGUUUGCGAAAGAUCCCGAGAACGUCUGGGGAUUCCGUCUCGACAAUAACGGUGAUGAGCAGGAGGGAUCAUCAUAUGCAGACCAGUUGCUCUUCUUGGCUAAGGAUCUCGCCGAUCGAUUGAUGCCCGCUUUUCACGCCUCUUCACUGGCAUUCCUUAUGCUCGCGUUAAUCCUUCUGAGAUACGGCCUCAUGCCGGAUGAAGGUACCGAAACUUGCACCGCUGGCGCAGGCUCAUUAUUGCUAGAGUUUGCCACACUCAGCAGAUUGCUUGGCGAUCCGAUCUACGAGAAUGUGGCCAAGAAGGCGUUUUAUGCUCUCUGGGAUCGCCGGUCUUCUAUCAACUUACUCGGGAAUACGAUCGACAUCCAAACUGGUCAUUGGUCGUAUGGAGUCUCAAGCAUCGGCGCUGGGAUCGACUCGUUUUAUGAAUACAUCCUCAAGUCUCAUGUCUUAUUAUCCGACGACUCGUUCCUAGAAAUCUGGAAUCAGGCCUAUAAAGCAGUGAUGACUUACAUGCGAUCCCCUGAUGGAUUCUGGUAUCGAGGGGUGAAUAUGCAAACCGGAGCAGUCGCCACAACUACCAUCGAUUCAUUAUCCGCGUUUUGGCCCGGGCUUCAAGUCCUAGCUGGAGAUAUUGAAGCGGCCAUUCAAUCCCAUAUGACGUAUGCUAAUCUUUGGGCCAGAUAUUCAGGAAUCCCAGAAGUCUUUGAUAUCCACAGAAAACAAGCUACCUCAUUGGGAUAUCCUCUCCGGCCUGAAUUCGUUGAAAGCAAUUACUUUUUGUAUCGGGCGACUAAGGAUGAGUAUUAUUUGGAAGUGGCUGAACGAGUGAUCACUGAUCUCGUUAAUCGGACUUGGGUCGAUUGCGGCCUGGCAUCGAUCGAGAAUCUCUUGACUGGGAAACUGGAAGAUCGGCAGCAUUCAUUCAUGUUGUCCGAAACACUCAAAUAUCUAUACCUCACGUUCGACGAAGACAAUCCUAUCAACCAUGCAGAUCAGCCCUUUGUAUUUACCACCGAAGGACACAUUCUGUACAUUCCAAAUGCGGAUCAGAUGGCCGAAAACCAGGGAUAUCGGACGGGCUGGGAAGAACGAGAAUCGUUGGAGAGUGAUCGGGUGGUCUGGGAAAGCCACCCAACCGGCCGGCGGCAACAAUCCAAGCCCCCGACCUGUUCAGUCUACUCUCCAUCUCUCCAGAGUCCUAAGCAUUCCAAUCCAUUGAUGCUCUCGAUCACCGGUCGGACCGACUUCGAUUACGCGAAGAUGAUCACUGGAAGUCUGGACUCUGGGCCUCGUUUGGCUUCUGUGAGGUCCCAGUCGCGGAUGUAA
This is a messenger RNA of Puccinia graminis f. sp. tritici CRL 75-36-700-3, 1905 nucleotides long. RefSeq lists its product as uncharacterized. NCBI's taxonomy places the organism in Eukaryota, Fungi, Basidiomycota, Pucciniomycetes, Pucciniales, Pucciniaceae. The record is from RefSeq and is a predicted model, not a curated record. Gene Ontology annotation, molecular function: mannosyl-oligosaccharide 1,2-alpha-mannosidase activity; calcium ion binding. Gene Ontology annotation, cellular component: endoplasmic reticulum; membrane. Gene Ontology annotation, biological process: carbohydrate metabolic process; mannose trimming involved in glycoprotein ERAD pathway; endoplasmic reticulum mannose trimming. The transcript has 12 exons. Bases 1 to 1905 code for a protein of 634 amino acids.